CCGUUCGUCAUAUAUAGUGAUUUCAAUAAAUAUGCAUCUGUCAACAAUGUUGCACAUUUUGUACUCUCGUCUUUUAUUAUUUUAUUAAUUGGUAAAAAAUUUGAUUUUAUUAUUUAACAAAAAAAGGACAAUUUUUCUGUGAUUUUUUUUUUUUGAAAUUUAAUUAUUAAAAAUGUCAGAACAAUUUGAACUAUUGGAAAUUGACAAGUGCAUUAUUUCGAGGUUAUGGUAUACAGCAUCAGUUAUUUUAAAUAGCAACAAUAUAGACAGUGAUUAUUUAAAAAAUUAUACAAAGGAUGAAAUAAAUAAUUUACGUACUUUAAUUAUAUCGUCAAUCGAUAAAGAAGAUUCAAAUGAAAUCAAAUGGAUCAGUAAUAAGAUUUUAUUAUCUCUUGAUAAAAGAAAUUCCGCUGAAGUGCAAAAGGAACUCGAUUCCAUACAGUUUACAACAGCCUUGAAAUUAAUUGACGAUCAAAUUACCGAUCACGUGGAAAAGGAAUUAAAUGAAUUAUUCGAGGCUCUCACAAAUGUAAAACAAAAUUUUAAUGAAAAAAAAAAAAUAUCACAAGAGAGUUUAAAAUUUUUGUCAAAUAAUUUAAAAAAUAAACCACAAUUAACAUGUUGGCUUAUUAAUCAAUUACUUUGUUUAUGGCCAACAACAUUUCCAUAUUCCGAUGAUAUUCUACAGGAUUUAUAUUUAAUUGCAUUAAAAUCAAUAAUUGAUGAUUAUAAUAAAGAAAAUAAUUUUUCAUUAAAUGAAAAAAAUUAUUCUCACAAUUUAUUAAUGAGGGAAAAAAAAUUAUUUCACAAUAAUAAUAAUUUUUCUAAAUUAUUGUGUAUUUUAUCAAAAUUGGAAUUAAUUGAAAAAAAAGAAGAUGAACUUAUUAAAUGGCUUUAUCCAUAUUUAUUAAAAUUUACAAAUAAUAAUAAUGAUGCAAUUGAAUUGUGUUUUUAUUCAAGAAAAAAUUUAAAAUUUCUCAAUGAAUGGAAUAAAUUUUUAGAUAAUAUUAAUGGACGUUUUGAAAAUCCAAAUAAUUAUGAAAGUUCAUUAAAAAUUGUCAAUGCUAUAUUUUUUAAUGAUAAUAAUUAUUCAAUUAAUUCAAAGGAAUUAGCAAUGAGAAUAUUUCGACGACAAUGUCAUUGGAUGUCGGAUAUAUUGGAAUUGUGCAACACUCUUUUAACAAAUAACGAUUAUGAAAGAGUAAAAAAAUUACUCUCUUGUUCGCCAUUAAAUAAUCUUUGGCCAUCGUUAAUGUUUUAUUUUCUUGCAAAUUUCCCUCAUAUUCCAAUAAUAAUGACAUCAAUCGAAACAUGGGAAAAAAAUGUAAAAAUUUGUCAUACACUCAAUUUUCUUCACGAACAAUGUGAUUUUUCACAAAAUUCUCUCUUAUCACCAUUCAAUGAAAUUAUAAAACAAAAUUUAAAAAUUUGCAAUUUUAUUCUUGAAUCAAAACAAAAAUUAUUUGCAAAUAAUUUUUAUUCCACGUCCAUUGAAUCAACAACAUUAUCAGUGAAAAAAAUUUUCAAACAUUUGGAAAAUUUCUCCUGUCUACAUGUUUUAAAAUCAAAUAUCAAUUUACAUGAUGAAAAUUAUGAGAGUGUAAUAAAAUUAUUAAAAAAUACAAAUUAUAAUGCAUCGAAUAUAUUUCAUGCAUAUCGUACAUUAUUGUGUGCAUUAAAGGGAAUAUUAGCUUGUGAAUUGUAUAAUUGUAAUGAAAUUGAAAAUAAUUUCAAUGAAAUGGAAUUAUUAAUUUCAACAAUUUUACCAUUUAAAUUACGAAUUGAAGUGAUGGAGAAUAUUUUUUCACUUCUUUUUUUAAGAUUUGAAGAUUUUGUUGAUUCGGAAAAAAAUUCAUCAACUGAAAAUGAUGACGAUGAUGAUGAUGAAGAUAGAGAAAAUAAGAAAGCAACUUCUGCUUUGGAAAAUUUAGAACAAAGACGAUUUGGUUUUAUUGCAAAUAAAUAUACAAUAAGGGAAAUUUUGGAAAAAUUGAAAAAUUCCAUUCGAACAAUGAAAAUUGAUAUUUUGAAAUUAAAAAAACCUGAUGUGGAAAAAUUGGAAAAUUUUAAUAAAGCCAUUGAUGAUGCACAUUGGAGAUUGGAAUUUUUGACAAAUGAUGAUUUUGUAAAAAAAAUUUCAACUGAUGAUGAUAAUGGAAAAAUUGAGACGAAAAUUGUGAAUAUUAGUGGGAAAUUUAAUUAUACGACAAGACGUAAGAAGGCAUUUUUUUAUAAAAAAAUUGGCGAUGAUAGUUCAUCGAAUGAUGAUAUUGAUUUUGUGAAAUCAGAUUUGGAAUUUAGUUCAGAAUCAGGAUCACUUGAUAAUGUAUUAAAUUUGAGGCGUCGAAAGAAGAAAAAGAAUUUUAUUAAUAAUACAAAUAAUAUUGUGGAAAAUAAGGAAAAUAAUUCGAAAUUUAUUAUUAAUAUUAUGUUAAUGCCAAAGGAAAGUUGGAUUUUACAAUGUUUAUGGAAAAGGGAUCAUUUGAGAGCUCAACAAAUUAUUGAGAUGUUUGACAUGAAGGGUUCGCAACUUGAUGGCGAAGUUCGAUUUUCAAAUGCGAUUCGUCACUUUCGACGGGAUUUAAAUAAUUAUUUAAAUCCAUCAGACGUUGUUGAUUCACCAGCAAUUCAUUCGAUACUUCACAAUAUCAAACAAGCCGCUCACGAUGGCUUUCAAACCUCACGUAUAACAGGACAAUUGGAAACAUUUUUAGCAGCACAAGAGGAAAAUAUUUCAUUAUUAAAAAUUGGAAAUUUUGAUAAACAAGAAAUUUUAACAUUUACAAUUGUUGAUUUAGCAUUAACAUUAAAUGAAAAUCGUCAUACAUCACAAAUUAUUUGUGAUGUUGCUGCAAAACAUUUAAAAUCAUUGAAAAAAUUACAAAAUACAAUAAAUCAUGAAUUUUUCACACGUAUACAUCAAUUAAUAAAUGAUGAUAAAUUAAAUUUAUCAUUAAUGGAAAUUUUUUCCAAUGCAAUGAUACCAUUAAAUUUAAAACAAUGGAAGGAGAAAAAUAAUUUUUACACUGAAUUAAAUGAAAAAUUACAAUUAUUUAAAGAGACACAAAUUAUUAACGGGGAAAAAAAUGUUUAUUCUUCAAAUAAUGAUAAUUGUCAAUUAUUACAAAAUAAAAGUAAUAAUUUGAUAUUAGGUGAAAAUUAUUAUCAGGAAAUAAUGCAUUUAUGUGAAAAUGAAAAUGAAAAUGAUUAUUUAAAAAUGGUUUAUUUACAUUUAAAAAUUCUUCAGACAAUUAUUAAUGAUAAUAAUAUAGUUAUGACGGAAUCGAAUAUUUUGAAAAAUCCAUUGGACUCGUAUUUUGGACAUGAAAUAUUUGAUUUAAAUGUUGAGCCAAGUGAACUUGAGACAAUUGCAAAUAAACUUCAAGUGAAUUUAGUUCACAGUAUUCUUGUGAAUUGUUGUCCAAAACUUUCGUGUGACAAUGAAAAAAAAUGCAAUGAAGAAAUUUCCAAUUCCAAAUGGGGUUUUAUUGUUUUAAAUUCAAGAAUCGAGGAAAUUAAAAAUCAUGAGGAUUUUGCCUUGGAUCCAAAUCUCUAUGUAUCGGAAAUUUUAACUGAACUUUUGUCGCUUUUAAAAAAAUUAUCAUCAAAUGCAUCGACAUUGAAUGCCAAUGAAUUGUCAAUUAUUGGAAAAAAUCAACAAGUUAGAGAAAUUUUACAAAAAACACAAAUUUUUGCCACACUUGAUUUAAGUGAAUUAUUAGAUGGACAUCAUACAUUGGCAUUUUUUUUAAAUCUUUGGAAUCUUUUAUUUUUACAUUCCAAUUUAUUUAUAUGGUCACAAGAUAUAUCGUCAAAUGAUUUACGUCAUUCUAUUUCAUUAAUGAUUAUUGGCUAUGAAAUUGGUGAUUUGGGUUUUGUUACAUUAUCAACAUUAAGAAUAAAAUUACUCGGUGAAUUGAGAUGGAAUUAUUUACAAUUAUUUGAAGAAAUGGAAAGUCUCAAUGAAUUGGCGUGGCAGGAUUUAGAUUUAAUGAUUGAUUCAAGAUCAAUAUUUGCAAUGGCAAAUGAAUUUUCCGAUUCGCCAAUUAUUAAGGUUUACAAUCCACAAACUCUAAAUGAUGAUUUAAAUAAAUCAAUGUUUGACUAUCUUGAACAUUAUAAAUCGAAAGAAAAAGAAAUUACACUUCCUGUGAUAAUUUCUAAAUUUCUAAAUUAUAAAAAAAAUAACACUGAAAGAAAUGAAAAUUUAUCAUCAUUGUUAAAUGAUUUAAAAACAAAUUGCCAGAAUAAUGAAAAUAAAUCAAUUUACAAAUAUGAGAUAAAAUUUCACUAUUCAAAUGAUGAAAAAAAUGAAAAUAAUGAAAUAAUUUUCAAUAUUCCCGAAUGGAAGACAAGAAUAAUAAAACCAUCGUUAUUAAAUUAUCUCAAGGGACAUUGUUGGUUAUUAUCGUAUCUCGUUGAACGUAUACAUGAAACAUCGAUAAUAAAUUUUGAUAAUCAACAACGAAUUUCAUUUAUGGAAAAUCUUUUAAAUUCCCCAUGGAUUAAAAUUUUAUCUUCAUUAUUCAAUGAUAAUUGUUUAUUAGCAAGUUGUUAUGAAAAUUUAGAAUUAAAUUUAUUAUGGAAUUAUUUUCAACAAUUAUUGGAGGAAAAAAAUUAUUGCCAAUCAUUAUUAAUAAUUAAUGCAUUACCUGAUUAUUUAUUAAAAAAUAAUAUUGAAUUACAAUGUUUUAAAGAUCGUAUUUUAAGUUUAAUGAGCGGAAAUUGUUUAAAUAAUGAAAUAAUGAUUUAUAUUUAUCAAAUUAAUGAUAUUAAUACAUUGUUGCAAACAAUAAUGUUUAAUAUGCAAAAUUGGCCAAUGGAAAUAUGUGAAGAAUCAUUAAAUCAUGCAUUAAAUCAUAAUGAUCAUGAAUUAUUACCAGAACAUUGUAAAAUAAAAAUGAAUGAAACAUUAUGUCGUGUGAGAAUAUUUCGUAAAAUAUCACCAUAUUAUUUAAAUGAUUUAAAUUUAACAAAUGCAACAUGGUUUGAUGUUGUUAAUUGUACAGAAAAAACAGAUCCAACACGUGUUAUACAAUCAUUAAUAAAUGAAAAUAAAUUUGAAUUAUGUCUUGAAUGGUUGGAAUUUCAAAGUUUUUCAUCAGAAAUACAUACAUUAAUAACGCAAGAUUUAUUUUUUGGUUUAUUAAAAAAUGAUGAUAUUAAUUUUAAACAUGCUGGUAAAUUAUUGCGUGCAUUGCCAUUAAUUCAAUCAUUAACAAUGUGUAAGGGAAUAAUGGAGAAUUUAGAAAAAAUAAAUGCAUUAAAAUUUAUUGUUGAAUUUCUCAUUGAUAAUUGUCGUAGUGAGGAAAAAUUAAUUUAUCGUAAAGCAUUGAUUGGCAUUGAAAUUUUAAAUAAUUUAGAUAUUAAAGAACAAUCAUUAUAUAUUGGUUUAAUAAAAGAACCGCUAUUAAUGCUUGAACAAUUAUUAAUGAAUUGUAAAUUUGAAACAUUACAAAAAACAUUAAAUUCAAUUCAUGAUAAAUUGGAGGAGGCAAAUUUAUCAAUUGAAAAUUUUGAUUCUAUUAUACGUUUUUAUGCUGGUAAGGCACUUGAUUUUCGUGUUACAUUACAAAAGGAUAAUAAUAUUGGUGGUAUAAUUGAGAUAAAUAAAUUGAAAGAUACACAAUUAAUUGAUAAUCAAGAUGAUGAAUUUAUAAUGCCUGUUAAUGUACCGACAAAAGAUGAAUGGAUACCAAAUGAUAAGGCAAAAGAAUGUAGUAGUUGUAAAGAGGUGAUUUUUUCAAUGUUUAAUAGAAGACAUCAUUGUCGAAGAUGUGGACGUGUUGUUUGUGCAAUGUGCUCGGAACAUCGUAUGAGAGUUAAUGGAUAUCCAAAUUCAGUAUUGGUGAGAGUUUGUAAGGAUUGUAAAUUACAAGCGACAUUGCAACAACAUAUUGUGAUUGGCUCUUCAUCGGCGCCAAGUAGCGAAACCCUCGAAUCAUGGAAAUUAACAAUCGACGAAUCAUACAAUCAAACAGUGAGAGAUGAAUUUUCCUUUGAAUAUGCGCCAAAUAUUUCCUUUUGCCUGGCAAUAUUAAAUCUUCAUUCCGAUCAUAAGGCCUAUACAACAUUUCUUCUCGAUCAAUGUGAUGAGAUGAAAAAACUUUUACAACCAGUUGAAGGCGGUAAAGUAAAUCCCGAAAUUGAUCAUGCAUUAAUAAUAAAAAUGAUACGCUCAUUAUUGGUAGCGGCAAAAGUAAAAUGUGCCAAAUUAGGAUUAAAUGCAGGCCUAGCGCAUUGUGAUCGUUUUUUAUCGCAAGUCGAUUUAAUAACAACACUUGUACAAUCAGAUUGUCUUUCAUUGAUACCAUGCGAUGAUCUUGAUGAUCAUGCAUUACGUAAAUUACGCGAUCUUUUAACUGAAAAAGAACAAUGGACACUUGCACUUGAUGUGAGUACAAAAUCAGGUCUCGAUACACAAGGCGUAUGGGCAGCAUGGGGUAAAGCAUGCCUUAAAGUUGGUUAUUUUGAUCGUGCACGCGAUAAAUUUGCCCAUUGUCUUGAUAAGGCAAUAAAUAAUGAAAAUUAUGACGAUUGGGUUAUUUUAUCACAUCACGAAUUAAAUAACGAUGAUGAUGAUAAUAAUGGUAAAAUAAAAAAAGAAAAAAUUUUAAAAAAUAAUCGUCCAUUAAAAAAUCCACCAUUAUUAAUGGAAAUAUUACAAAUUCUUGAAAAUUUAAGUCUCAAUGGACAGGAUUUUAAAUCAAUGACAAAUGCAGCGCAAGAAAUUUUAAAUACAUUAAAUAGUUUAAAAACAAUAAGUCAAGGAAAUUAUUCAAAUAUAAUUAAUCCAUGGAAUGAAACAAUUUAUUAUAAUGAAAGUAUUUAUUAUUUAUUAAUGUACGGUAGUGCAAGUUCAAUAUUAGAAUUUUUUGUUAAACAAAAAGAAUUUUUAAAAUGUCUUGAUUUUGUUAUUGACAAUGAUUUAGAUUGUGAAUUAUUUUUCACAUCGAUUUAUUUAAAGGCAUUAAAAUGGGAAAUUAUUGAAUUAUUAUUGAAUACAAUGAAAAUGAAAGAUGAUAGUUUAUUAAUGUGGAAAAAAUAUUUAGUUUAUAUUUGUCGUAAUUUGGAGAAGAAAAAUUUAUUAAAUACACUCUAUCAUUUACAAUUGUUUAUGAAGGAUUAUAUACGUGCGGCAAUGACUUGUAUAAGAUUUUAUAAAAAUGAUUCACGUACAUAUGGUGAUUUAUGUGAGAGGACAUUUUGGUUGUUUGAAGCGCAAAAUCAUUUGGAGGCUGAUUUAAAAUUGGAAAAUUUUAAUGGUCAUCGAAAAAGAAGAAAAAGUUUGAAUUCAUCGAAUUCAUUGAUUAUGGAAAUGGAUGCAUUGGAAAUUGAUAAGCAUAUUAAUACAAUAUCGCGACAAAUGGAGAUUGCAAAAUUUUUAGGUGCCGCUGAAAAAGAGGGAAGGGGAAUUGGUAAAUUUUUGGGUUAUUUAGCUGAUAUGGAUAGUACAACUGAGAGUGUUGAGAGACAAGAAUUGCCAACAUUAUUUGGUAAUCAACAACAAAAAACACAACUUGCAGUUUUGGCAAUUUUAUGUGGACGUGAUGUUGAGGAGGGAUUUGGAAUUGCUUUUCGAAUUAUGCAAGAUUAUAAUCUUCGCUCGCAAAAAGUUUAUUCAUUAGUUGGUCAUGUUUUGGCUAUUGAGAAGAAAAUAAAUUCAAUUGAACAAUUAAUAAAAUGCUGCCGCAGUUCUGGUGCUGUUGAUUCAAUUGCAAUUUCCGAUCGUAUUUUAGCGCAUUGCGUUAAACUUCUUUUAGGUCCAUCGUGCACCGAAGCAAGAGAUCAAGUGAAUUCUCUAAUUAGACUGAUUACUGAUGUAGAAUUAAAGAUAAGUUCCUAUAUUGAAAGUCGACAAUUGAAAGCCGCAUAUCUUCUCGCAGUGAAACAUUCGAGGGCAAAUGAUAUUCGACGAAUUUUAAAAGAGGCUGACAGACUCGGACAAAACGCAAUAAAAUCCAUUUGCACCAAAUGGUUACAACAAACUCAAGGUUCAAACUAAAAAAACUAUUUUAAAUGUCUUUUUCCCCUUUUUUUAAAUAUAAAAGCAUUUUUUUUACAAUUGUCACAAAUUAGACAAAAAAAAAAAUAAUUAUUAACUUUUCUCUCAAACAAAGAAGAAAAGAGUUUUUAAAAAAUAAAAGAGGUUUUUUUUAGAAAAACUAGAAAAUAAGAAACUAAUAUUAUAGAUAUUAUGCAAUAUAAAAGACUAGAAAUAUUAUUUAAAUAAAUAAAUAUAUAUAUAUACCUAUAUAUAUAUAAUUUAUUUUCUUGCUCAUUUUUUACAAACUCGAUGAUUAAUUUUUAAAGAUGAGAAAAAAAAGAAUGAAGUUUUUGAAAAAUGAUUUUUUUAGAUUUUUAAACGCACUAUAUAAUAAUUAUUAUUAAUUAAAAGACAAUAUUUAUAUUAUAUAAUAAUAAUAAUAUUAAUAAUAAUAAUAUUAAUAAUAAUAAUAAUAAUAUUAAUAAUAAUAUCGUAACAAAUAAUCGCUUUCGAAAAAAAUAGACUGCAGAUAAAAUUAUUUGUUACGGGCUGUGAUACAAUUUUUCGCGUAAAAUAAUUAAAAAAAAAUGCGCUAAAUAGGAAAUAAGUUAUUUUGUAAAAAAUUAAUAAUAAUUUUUAUUUAAGUCUCAAAUUUUCCUUUGUUUUUCCUACGAAUAGUUAGACACACAAAAAAAAUAAUUAAAUCUAGCUAAAAAUUUUUUUUUGUCACACUUCGAGAUCUGAAUAUUUAAAAAAAAAUUAUGUAAUGCGAAAAAAAAAAAAAUAAGAAAA
Messenger RNA from Leptopilina boulardi, 8779 nucleotides. RefSeq lists its product as uncharacterized. Gene Ontology annotation, molecular function: phosphatidylinositol-3-phosphate binding; metal ion binding. The transcript is spliced from 12 exons. The record is from RefSeq and is a predicted model, not a curated record. Lineage: Eukaryota; Metazoa; Arthropoda; Insecta; Hymenoptera; Figitidae. Gene Ontology annotation, cellular component: midbody; lysosomal membrane; centrosome. The coding region runs from base 173 to 8005 and encodes 2610 amino acids. Gene Ontology annotation, biological process: regulation of cytokinesis; mitotic cytokinesis; double-strand break repair via homologous recombination.